CGGCGGCAUCACCAUUACCGCUAGGUAUCACGAAAAAAACGUAGCCCCUCCCCCUCGCGAACCACGCCGCCAGCCUUCGCCAUGAGCUGGCUCCUCUACCUGGCCAUAUCGCCCAUAGUCGUCAUCAUGGCCAUGCGCCUGCUGUCGCUGGUGCUGCCCGCGCGGCCUGCGCAGCUCAUCUCCUUCUACGCCUUUGCCAUAAGCUCCUUCAUUCUCAUGGGCGGCUGCGCCCUCUACGGCACCCUUGUGGCGAUUCCGCUCCGCAUGGUGGGAUACGGCGGCCUGAUCCAAUGGACCGUCGCGCGCUCCUUCAAGUGGUGCAUGUGGCUGGGGACGGGCGUGACCUUUAGGGUAACGGGCAGCAUGAAGAAGGAGGCCGGUGUCAGCGGCGAGGAUGCGCUCAACGACCGGCCUGCCGUCUUUGUCGGCAACCACCAGACCGAACUCGACGUGCUCAUGCUGGGCUGCAUGUUUCCCAAGUACACGUCUGUCACGGCCAAAAAGUCGCUCAAGUAUGUACCGCUGCUGGGCUGGUUCAUGGCGCUGUCCAAGACCGUCUUCAUCGACCGCGCAAACCGCACCACGUCGCGCGCUGCCUUCGACACGGCAGCCCAAACCAUGAAGUCGACGCGCCAGUCCGUCUUCAUCUUCCCCGAGGGAACUCGCUCCUACGCCUCGAAACCCGAUCUGCUGCCCUUCAAGAAGGGCGCCUUUCAUCUCGCCGUACAAGCACAGGUCCCCAUUGUGCCCGUCGUCUGCGCAAACUACUUCCACGUUCUCGACGUCAAGGGCAAGCGGUUUUCGCCGGGCAUCAUCGACGUGACGGUGCUGCCGCCGAUACAAACAAAGGGAUUGGGCCCAGAGCAUGUGGACGAACUGGUCAAGAAAGCCCGAGACGCCAUGAUGGAGGAGCUGAUCCGGCUGAGCCACGUCUCCGGCGCAGGCAACGGCGAGCCCCUACCGCGAAGCACCGGAAUCGACGAUCAGGCGCGCAGUGAGCUGAGGAAAAGGACUUAGAGCAGCAGGGCGAACAGAGCCCAGACGAGCGGCAGGAGGACAUGCCGCACACUUGAGUUUCUGGUAUGCACGCCCAGAAUGUUGGGAGUGAAGCAAAGUGGUUUUACAGGGGAAAAAGAAAGCAUUCAACAGCCCCCCAAAAAAAGAAAGAAAGAAAGAAAGCCGAGGCUGAGAAAGUCAUCUGGGCGCGUAUGGCGUUUAAGUUGUGGGUGUUUGGGGGUCAUCUAUGCAUAUUGAUAUCCUAGAAGACAACGCAUUUGCCCAUUGUCCGCAAAUGGGAAGCGAGAGAGUGGUGUUGUACAUAGUCCGAUUUACUUUUUUUUUGAGCGAGCAAAGGGAAUAAAUGGCCGUGGCGCAUUUUUCUACAAC
Exserohilum turcica Et28A is the source of this 1386-nucleotide messenger RNA. RefSeq lists its product as uncharacterized. Gene Ontology annotation, biological process: phosphatidic acid biosynthetic process. Bases 82 to 1017 code for a protein of 311 amino acids. The record is from RefSeq and is a predicted model, not a curated record. Gene Ontology annotation, molecular function: 1-acylglycerol-3-phosphate O-acyltransferase activity. NCBI's taxonomy places the organism in Eukaryota, Fungi, Ascomycota, Dothideomycetes, Pleosporales, Pleosporaceae. Gene Ontology annotation, cellular component: membrane; endoplasmic reticulum. The transcript has 2 exons.